This is a messenger RNA of Rhineura floridana, 3079 nucleotides long. RefSeq names its product hyaluronidase 3 (gene HYAL3). Gene Ontology annotation, cellular component: acrosomal vesicle. Bases 215 to 1303 code for a protein of 362 amino acids. NCBI's taxonomy places the organism in Eukaryota, Metazoa, Chordata, Lepidosauria, Squamata, Rhineuridae. Gene Ontology annotation, molecular function: hyalurononglucosaminidase activity. The transcript is spliced from 4 exons. The record is from RefSeq and is a predicted model, not a curated record. Gene Ontology annotation, biological process: carbohydrate metabolic process; hyaluronan catabolic process.
CGGAAGAACAAGUUGGACGCUUUUCCUUCCUCUCUUCGAUGAGUGCGUAAGGGAGGGGAGGGGGUUCAGCGAGCGGUAAUAUUGCUCGGGAAGCCGCAGGAAGCUGGGAAAGUGGAGCCCGUGUCUGAAAGUCCCUGGAGUUUGCUAGAAUGGUAUGCAUUUGUAAACAAAGUAGGAGGAGCCCCAGGAGAGACAUUGGCUUUUUACAUCCACCAUGAUCCUGGAUGGAACCAUUUGGGUCUGCAUCACCUUCUGCCUUGGAGCCACCCAGCACUUGAGGGGACAUAGCUGGGAGCGGUCAACUGCCAGCCCCAUUAUCCAACAUGAACCAUUUGUUGUGGUAUGGAACUUGCCCACCGCCAAGUGUCAGGAGCAUUUUGGAAUCACUCUGCCUCUGGGUGUCUAUGGCAUUGUGGAGAACAAAGGCAAUGUGUUUCAUGGCCAGAACAUGACUAUCUUUUACAAAAACAAGUUUGGACUCUAUCCUUACAUCUCCCCAGAGGGUGAAUGGAAUAAUGGGGGAAUACCUCAGAAUGUCAAUCUGAAGGAACACCUGGAGAAGGCCUCAAAAGAAAUUGCAGAACUCUUGAAUCCGGAGUUCCAAGGUCUGGCUGUGGUUGACUGGGAGGAGUGGCGGCCUCUGUGGAGACGAAACUGGGGGCCCAAGAAUGUGUACAGGAAGGCGUCUGAGCAAUGGGUGGGGGAGAGAUCCUCUGGUCUGUCCCCCACGGACCAAUCCUACUUGGCUGAGGUAGCGUUUGAACAGGCAGCUCAGGCCCUCAUGGAGACAACACUAGGAAUGGGGAAGGAGCUGAGACCAGAGGGGCACUGGGGCUUCUACCGGUUCCCUGAUUGCUUCAAUGACAAUUGGGAGAAAGAAGAAAACUACACUGGUCAUUGCAACGCCAUGGAGGUCCAGUGGAACAAUCAACUCAUGUGGCUCUGGAAGGUUUCAUCAGCCCUCUACCCCAGCAUCUACCUCCCACCAAAGCUCCCAGUAUCUUACCACCAGCUUUAUGUUCACCACCGCCUCAAAGAAGCAUUACGGGUGGCACAGUUCAGCCUGAAGCCACCCCUUCCCGUGAUAGCGUAUUCCAGAGUCUCCUAUAGACGUUCUCCAAGGUAUCUAACUGAGGCUGACCUGGCAUAUACAAUUGGAGAAAGUGCAGCACUUGGAGCCACGGGGGUUGUGCUCUGGGGUGACCUCUCUUAUUCCCAUUCACCUGCUGUUGCAAUAGAUGGGAGAAAUCCCCUUGUAAGCAAAAGCACUCAGUUUCUCUUUUUAGCCAAUGUGAUGCUAUAAUAGCACUACUUUUAGCCCUCCAUGUGACAUCAUGACCAUCUGUUGCCAAAACAAUGGACAAGGCUGGGCCCGGGAGCAUAUACAAGGUCCAAGAUUCAAUCACCAGCAUCUCCUGGAAAAGGGUUCUCACCUAUCAGGGCUGGAAAACACCUCUGUCAGAGACCUUGGUGGUGGCUCUCCAGUCAUUGGACAGCGCUGGGCUAGAUGGACCAAUAUAGUGCAGCUACAUGUGCUGUUUAAAUGCUGAAAAGUGUGUCUCCCUGUAUAUAAGUUUACUGAUCUUAGGAAUUCUUCAGUUAUUGGGAGGCUCUAGUCUGGUUGCUUAGAUGCAUCUCUGCUGGGUUUUUGUCUCUUUAAAUUUACCACAUGCUCCUUUUUACUGUCUUGGCAAUUCCAAAUAUGUUCCUAUUGGUGUCAGUAAAUUCUAACGAGAUCAUAAGAAGAGUUCUGGUAGUUCAGAUCAAGGUUCCAUGGAGUCCAUCAUCCUGUGUCAAACAUGGGCCAACCAGAUGCUUCCAGGAAACUCACAACAGGGCAUGAACAGCCCCCCGUUGUCUGCCCUUCCCUUACCAACAGAUAGUCAGAGGCACACUACCCCUGAACCUGGUAAGGUUCAAUUUAGGUGUUAUAGCUACUUCCAUUAGUUAUUAAGAACAUAAUAAGAUCAGAUCUCAACCCAUAGUGGCGUUGAUUCAAGAGAGAAGGAUUUAAGUGCUUCUUUCAAAACAAUAAACCCAACAGCCUCCCAGAAUAGAUACUAGCAUCCCAGCUCCACUAAUUCAUUUCUUUGUAAAUCAAGCCAUACUCACAUUGUUUUCCUUUCUAGCUAGUCCUCAAGUAUCUAAAGCACAAUGUUAAAGAUAAUAUAAGAAUAAUGGUAUGAUGAUUUAAUAGAUUUAAAUGAUAACCAGAAAUUAGUUUUGUUUUCUGCCACAUUUCUUCUGGAUUCUUAGGAGUAUUAGAGGCUAUCAUUAUAUGAAUUGCACAUUGCCACUAGGCAAAGUGAAAAUAAUUGAAAUUUGAAAACUUUUCAGCCAUUUGGAUUUUUAAGCCUAAUUUCUGUCCCUGAAAAGCUAAAUGAUAUAAGAAUUCAGCUGUGUUUGUUUUGGGAGUAAGCCCAACUUGAUGGUAGUACAUUAGCUUAAAAGAUCAUUUUCUGGUUGGUUAUGUCUGAAAGACUACACAAAUGUUUCCAUGUGACUGCUUAGGCUUACCUGGAUGUUGGGGCAUUGGUCAUUAACUAGAACAAUAGUGGGCUGCUGCUCGGAGAAAUCUUGUAAUUCCUCUGUCCUGGUUAUGUUUGUCUUGGGACUGGGUGUCCUCCUUUUGCCAACUGGAAUUGUUCUGAGUUCUUGUAUUGUUUCACUUUAUUUUUGAGUGUUGAAUAUCAACAGCAUCAGCAGGCAGAUGCAAAGUAUCAGAUAAAUAUUGAGCUCAACUGACUAAUACACAUUCAAAGAGCAAAGGGCGAAUUGUGAGUGAUAGAUAGGAGGCUUCAAAAUGCAUGGCAGCAGAUUUUUGGAUAUAUCUGUGAGGCAAAUGUUUGUUCACGCUUGUUUCUAUUUCAAGCAAGGAGAAAUGUUAUCUGAAGAUCAUUGUUCUGGCUCUAACUUGGUAGCAUAUAUACAAAACUACAAAGGUACAAAUAUAUAUUUGGCUCUCUGAGACUUUGUGUCUUCUCCCAUUCUCUGUCUGCCUUGUUUUUGUGCAUUCCUUGCCCACAGAAGUGUACUGGUUCAAGCACUUUACAAUGGAAUAAACAUUUGUUUUCACUGG